UAUUUAUUUAUUUAUUUUUGUGGAUUGCUUUUCUCCAAAACUACAUAUUGCUCCUUUAAUAACUUCGAGGACAGUAAGCUGAUAAAUACUGACAUUUGUGGCGUGGUGGCGGGAUGUAACAGUACAGUUUGAUCCUAUUGUAUAAGAAAAAGAGAGAGAGAGAGAGAGAGAGAGAGCUGUUGAUCAGCUCGCAGCGUGGGGUCUGUAGUGAUUCACGUGAUUGGUGAGUAAAAAGCUCCACCUUUGGGAUAAACCCGGAGGCGGCAUCUGUGCGCUGCUGCCUGCUGCCGGGACACACAGGACGGGCUGCAGGAGUGAGCAGAGCCGCUGCUGCUGCUGCUGCUGCUGCUGCUGGUGCUGCUGCUGGUGGUGCCGCCGGCUUCUGUCUUCGUCUCUCCUUUUUUUUUUUUUGUUUGUUUUUGUCUUUUGGACUAUGAUUUUCAUCCUCCAGCGCCCAGAGGUGAAUGCGGGGCUUCUUCCGGACAGACACAUCAACGAGCAGGCACUUUGCGCGGCGCGUUCGCCGUCGCUGUCCUCGGUGAUGAGACUGGGCUGAGGUUGGAGAGGACAGGAUGCCCGCCAGCGGCGUAGACUCCCUGAAGCCCAGCGCCUUCAUCCCGGUGUGCACGGCCGCCUGCCUCCUGGUCGGCUCGACCUCCCUCUUCUUCGUCUUCACAUGCCCGUGGCUGGCUGUGACCAUCUGCCCUGCUGUGCCACCAUGUUGCGCCGUCCUCUUCCUUUUUGUGCUGGCCAACUUCACCAUGGCAACCUUCAUGGAUGCUGGAGUGCUGCCAAUUGCAAACGAGGAUGAGGACAAGGAUGACGAGUUCCGCGCUCCGCUGUACAAGAACGUGGACGUGAAGGGCGUCCAGGUGCGGAUGAAGUGGUGCGCGUCGUGUCACUUCUACAGACCUCCGCGCUGCUCGCACUGCAGCGUCUGCGACCACUGCGUAGAGGACUUUGACCACCACUGCCCCUGGGUGAACAACUGCAUCGGGCGGCGGAACUACCGCUACUUCUUUCUGUUCCUGGUGUCACUGACGUUCCACAUGAUCGGCGUCUUCACCUUCGGCCUCAUAUACGUCCUGCACCACAUGGACGAACUGUGGAAGCUGCACUGCACCGUCACUUUGGUAGUGAUCAGUAUAUCAGGGCUGUUUCUCAUCCCGGUCCUGGGCCUCACAGGAUUCCACCUGUACCUGGUGUCCAGAGGACGCACCACCAAUGAACAAGUAACCGGGAAGUUUCAAGGAGGAGUAAAUCCUUUCACACGUGGUUGUUGCAACAACCUGGAGUAUCUGGUCUGCAGCCCCAUCUCACCAGGGUACACAGCGAGGCCCUGCAAGAAAUCAGUCAUCCAUAUUCAGCCUCCGUUCCUGAGACCGGAGAUUGACAGGCAGAUGCCAGCGAAAGUCAGGGACAACGGGAUACAGAGUCACGAUCUCCAGAACAGACGAACCUCAGCCGGAGCUGUCGAGCUGUCAGACAUCAAACAGGGGAAAACUCCUCCACCGCUGCCACCAAAACCAGACCACGGCCUGCUGAAAAGUCACGCCUCUGCCCUGGACGAGAUGGGACACCACACCAAAUCCAUCAUCCCUGUAUCCAUCCCCACUGUGCCGCAGCUACGGCCCGUCCUGGAAGCCAUAUCCAGAGGAUCGUCACCCAUUCCUCCAGAGCAGUUGCUGAGGACGUCAGAGCAGCAAGGGAACAACAGAAGUCCCGACCGCCGCUCUGAGCCGAGAGGAAGCCCGGCGAGAGGCAGCCAGCAGGCCGGCCUGCCUGUCCAGACCAACAGCACGUCCAGCUCGCUGCAUCUCAACUCCCUGACGCUCAACUCCCGCUCUCUCACUCUCAAACACGGCAGUCGCCACGGCAGCAAAUCCCACCUGCCUGCCAUGCAUGGUGACACUUUGGGAUCCAAUCCUCCGCCGGGCAUCAUCAACUCUUCCAGCCUGCUGGCCAACCACGGCAGCAGCGGCAACCUCUCCUAUGAUAACGUCGUUAACCCUGCAGAUCCUCAGUACCUGGCUCAGAGAGGGGCUCCUCCAGUCGGCUACCACCCUCACUACAUGACUGUGGGUGCAGAUGGGACUGUGCUGCAGCGGCCCCCUCCUCAUGCCUACAGUCCCGUGUUCAUGGGGGUUGCCAGACAGUCUCCUCAGCCUCGAGACUCCUCACCGUUGCAGGGUCUCACCUCAAGGGAUCCCUCACCUUCCUUCCAAGGUUUCAUCCAAAGAGACCCCUCUCCGUCUUUUCAAGGGCUGAUGGCAAGAGACCUCGCAUCCCAAAGCGUGACAUCACGAGACCUCACCCCUCCGGGCCUGGUGAUGCGAGACAUGACGUCUCAGAGCCUCCGAGACAGUCUCCGUGAUCUGGGCCCGCAGGGCUUGACACCUCCGAAGUCUGCUGCCGCGCGCUACGACAACUUCUCAAAAACCAUCAUGGCGUCUAUCCACGAAAGACGGGAGAUGGAGGAGAGGGAGAGGAUGCUGCGCCUCCAGGCCAGAUCCCAGGCACUCUACGGCCCGGAUGUGGGGAUCUAUGACAUCCCCUGCAGGAGGAGCCUACCGCCAGAAAACAUCCGACCGCCGGGCUCCCGCGGACCGACUCCCCCGGCCUACGGCUCCAGGGAGUUCCUCAUGAGCACAGGCAUCCUCGGUUAUGGCAUGAGGACCUCGCCUCUCUCCAGCUCCUCCACGUCGUCGCUGACCCGAGGCCCGAAGACGUCCAGCUCCCCUCUGCAGAGCAGCAGCAGCAGCAGCCUCCAAAGCAAGGGCAGGUCUUCCUCUCCGGCUUACUGCAAUACUGACAGACAGACUCAGCCCCUCCCUUCCUCUACAUCCACCCUGCCCCGUUUAACAUCCUCCUCCACCUCCUCUGCCCCUUCGUACGCCUCCUAUGCCACCGCGAAACGAUCCUCGCUCACAUACUCCUCCGAGGGGAAGGACUCAGUCACCCUGGGAGCCCUGAAAUGAAAAAAAAAAAGAAAAGAAGAAAUAAAAUUACUCCAUGUUCCUGAUGGUGUGAAUGAAUCAUCUAUGCAGUGUUAGUCUCAGUCUUCACAGCUCUGAAAAUACUUUGUAAAUAAGAGGCCAUUUGGGACUCUCCUGUGUGGGAGGGCGUGUGAGUAACAAACACACACUGAGUGAUAAACUUAGAAAAUAUUUUUACGAAGUCACGUUUAGUAUUGACCAAAAUGAAAAAUAAAAAAUAAAAAAAGGUGAAUCUCAGGACAGCUGUGCCUCCUCUCACGAAACAGAGCGAGCUCUUUAAACUCAGUCAAAGAAGGGCUUUGUGAAGAACACAGAUUAACUUACUAUCUGUUUGUAUGUGUUUUGAUAUUGCUUUUGUGAAACAAUGUAACACCACCUCAUCUAAUUUGUCUCCCGCUGCAAAACACCCCAUUUAAUAGAAUUUUGUAGUUGUUUAUAUGAAUAAAGUUAUUUUGUAAUUUUCA
Acanthopagrus latus (yellowfin seabream) is the source of this 3460-nucleotide messenger RNA. It is a transcript of the gene zdhhc8a, whose product is annotated as zinc finger DHHC-type palmitoyltransferase 8a. The record is from RefSeq and is a predicted model, not a curated record. Lineage: Eukaryota; Metazoa; Chordata; Actinopteri; Spariformes; Sparidae. Gene Ontology annotation, biological process: protein palmitoylation. The transcript has 10 exons. Gene Ontology annotation, molecular function: palmitoyltransferase activity. Bases 573 to 2978 code for a protein of 801 amino acids.